Molecule: messenger RNA, 1767 nt
Organism: Aspergillus heteromorphus CBS 117.55
Lineage: Eukaryota; Fungi; Ascomycota; Eurotiomycetes; Eurotiales; Aspergillaceae
Product: Zn(II)2Cys6 transcription factor
Exons: 3
Coding region: 1-1767 (588 amino acids)
Biological process (GO): regulation of DNA-templated transcription
Molecular function (GO): DNA-binding transcription factor activity, RNA polymerase II-specific; zinc ion binding
Source: RefSeq, a predicted model, not a curated record
AUGCAGGCUCCUCGAGCACGCGGAACCGGGCGAUCAGGCCCCCGCCGGCGCACCGGCUGCCUGACCUGCCGCCUACGCAAAGUGCGUUGCGACGAAGCCAAACCCACCUGCGCCAACUGCACGCGCCUCCGUCUGUCCUGCUCCUACAAGACCAUCGUCCCUGGCAUCGCGACUCCCCACGAUCCCCACGCCCUCCUCACCACCGCGACGGCCACUGCCACCGCGCCCUCCCCCAUCUCCGCCUCCGCAGACCGUCCCGACGCGAACUUCUUCCACACCAAACACCUCGACCUGACCACCAACGGACUAGCCGGCUUCCCCGCCGGCUCGACCCCCGCGGCCAUCGCAAGCGAAGAACUCGUCCCCGAUGAACGCCCCAUCAGCUGGGGCCCAACAGACCUAGUCCCUGCGCCGGGGGCCCGGUCCGACCGCGCGUCGUCGGAUUCAAGUGCCGGUGGCAGCCGGGUGACAUACGAGGAUCAGCUGUUUGCGUACUUCAUCGAGAGCGACCCGCCGCCUACGAUCUUCGGGCCCGUCAAUCUGGAGUGGGAGUAUGUGAGGGCGAAUAUUGUGCGGCUGUCACGGGAUUCCAUGGCUGUUCUGCAUGGAGUGUAUUGCUAUGCGGAGAUUCAUGAGGCCAUGAUGGAGGGGAAGGCUUGGAAGUUGGCCGCCAACUAUCAUCAGUUGGCGUGUUCGGAGGUCCAGGCAUGUUUGUUAGGGGAGGUAGACGAGGCGGUACUGAGAAGGGUGUUUGCUACGGUGUUGUUGUUGAUGUUGGCUGAGGAGGCUGAUGUGAUGCAGCUGUUGUCUACGCCUGAUUUAUGGGGCUCGGGCACGUCGUUCCUACAUUCCGCGUACUUGCUGCUGCAGCGGUUCCAUGUCCGGACGAAGUCGUGGACCGGAGUGAGUCGGUUGAUUGUCUCGUGGGUCUCGCUGCUGGACGUCAAGGCGCUGAUCGCUGGACGAGACGGCGAUCCGCUCAUCGAGCUGGGCAGACUGUCGCCGCAGCCCAGUGAGGAUCGAACCCUGGACGCCAGCAACGAGGACGAACCGCCCACGCCCGCCUACCUCAUCCGCGAAGCCAUCACCGGCCCGGCCUUCCACUUCUUCCUCCAAACCCAACAGGUCAUCCGCCGCAUCGUCUGCAUCGACCUGCACCACCGCAGCCGCGGCACCGUCAGCGACGAGUUUGAGGUCCUCCAGAUCGCGCACGAAGUCGGCGCGGAUCUCGAGACGCUCUGGAACCGGCGUCCGCGCGUGCUCGACGUCUACGGCACCCCCGAGAGCCUCUCCGACACCCUCCGCCCGGCUGUCGCGGUCGAAACCUGCCGCACCUUCCGCCAGUACAUCGCCAACUUCCUGGCGAUUUUCAUCUACCUGCACCGCGUGGCGUUCGCGAUCUACCCGCGGACGGACCGCGUGCACCGGGCCGUGGACCGGAUUAUCCAGUUGGCGACGGCCGAGGUGGAGUCAGCCGGGGGCGCGCAGUCGCAGUCUCAUCUGCCCGCGAGUUUCGUGUGGCCGUUGUUUGUGGCCGGGCUGGAGGGGUCGGUGGAGCAGCGCCGGUGGAUUGUCACGGAGAUGCAGCGGAUCACCGGCGCCAGUCGCAGUGAUGCCCGCGGCCAGGGCAGCUCGCGCCAUCCCCACGCCGGCAAGGCACUUGUUCUCUUGCAGGAGAUGACCCGUCGUCAGGAUGCGUCGCGGACGUGGGCGGACUCGCGCUGUGUGCGACGCGAGCUGUUUACCGAUUUUUUCGUGAUGAUCUGA